AUGCAAGCCAUGAGCCACCAUCGCCAGCAUCGCCAGCAUCCUUACUACUUUCGGCGUCGCACCCCAGCCACCGUCCUUAAUACAGCGGUCAUUAUCCCUCCCGGAUCCACAGAUCGAAACUCCUCGUGCUUACCGCUUACUUCCUGUCCCUAUCUUCCUGACCCUUGAGACGAUAAAAGGGAAUUUUAGAAUGGAGAGACCGAAGCGUCAUGCUAAGUUUCCUCUACAGCCCUGCAGCGAUUAGUAUUCAAGGCUCGAAGGAAUGAGCUUCUGACACUGGACCGAACAACAUUCAAGCCUCCUCAGCCGUUCCCUGAUCCCGGCUGAUGCUAAUUAUUACUUAAUCUACCCACCAACACCGACCAUCGCUGCCACCGUAUCCUACACCCCAGCGUCUACGCGCGUUCCGCCACCCUCUCCCUCCCACCGUUGCUAUGGGCCUAGACAUCAAUCUACGGCGCAUCCGUCGCCUGCGCGUGAACGUAGCCGCGACAGACGCUCCCGCCAACGCGCCGCCGCCAGCGGAGGUCGUCCCCUCUCCCCGCGAUGUCUGGGAGGCCGCAGAAGCCGACAAGCUCGCCCCGUGGUCCCUUAAAGCGUCGACGCAGCGCGCUACAGUCGCCGGCGGCUCGGUGGUGCCGUCUGCGGCUAUCGUUUCUGGCCGAUCUAUGCUCGGCCGGAGCAGCAGCGUCGGAUGCGGGCCUGUAAUGGCGGCGGACGAUGAUGACGACGAGGAUCUGGAGCCCAGCGACGACGACGGCGACGACGGCGACGACGACGACGACGACGACGACGUUUGGGCUCGUUCGCGAGCACGUUCGCGGCACUCCAGCAAUCGCCCAGCGGUCGCACGGACCUCAUCCGACGUCGCGGGCGUCUUUCCCGCCUCCGGUUCCGGGUUCGCCGCCACAGUCGCCACUUCCUCCGCCGGCGCGGAGUUCCGCACGCUUGAGCGCGCCCAUUCAGGUGACGACCCCAACCCCGCGCCCAUCCGCCGCCCCGCGCUCUCCGCGUUCCCCCGGAGUCAUUCCGUCGCUGCCCCCGGUGCGCUCGGUAAGCACGGCGGCCGUCCGGGAGCUGGAGGGGGAGCGGGCAGCAGCGGCGGCGGCGGCGGUGGCGGCGGCGUGGGUGGAUUCAGGCCGGCGAGCAGCGGCGGAGCGAGGCUACUCCGGCGGGGGGGCAGCGAGCGAGAACCCGGGGGGGGCAGCAGCAGCCGGGGGGCGCAAGGGCCGGGCGGAGGCGGAGCUCCUGGGAUGGAGGAAUGGAGCUGGAUGCGGCAGAACAGCCUCCGCGGAUCCGCGGCAGGGAGCGCAAGUUCGGCCCGAGCCGAAGGAGCAGCCGCGGCGGCGAACUGGGUCCGGCAGAGCAGCCUCGGUAGAGCUCCACCCGCCCGCGUGGAGCGGAGCUCCAGCUCCAGUCCGGAGAAGGACGGCGGAGAGGAGGGGGACUGCGCGGACAGCAGCGGGGAAGAGCUGGCAGAUCACGGCGACGAGCAGCCGGCUGGCGCUGCCGGCGCGGCCGGCCCGGCCGGCUGGGGCCGGCAGCACAGCCUGCAGCACAACAUGCGGGGUAGGUUCGUUCAGAGUCAAUCCGGGCGGAGGGUGCCCGCGGGGGGCCUUGCCGGGGGGGCCGGGGAGGACGCGGCGGAAUGGGGGAGGCAGUAUAGCCUGCGCGGGGUGGGGGCGGGGGGGUCGAUGGUCGAGCGUCGGCGCACCCCGCGCCUGCAAGUGCGCCCGGUGUCGUCGGUCGUUGCGUCUUCCAUCCGCAACCCCAUGCAAAUGGCGGCGCUGGCUGGUGCGGGGGGAGCCGGCGGGGGAGGAGGCGCAGGCGGAGGCGGAGCGUCCGCCAUGGCGGCGUUCCCGCGCUCGCAGUCUCUGUGCCCCGUCAGGCGGUCGGUUGGGGGAUCCGGGGAUUGGGGAGCCGCGCGGGGCGGCGGCUAUCCUGGGCCGGGGAGCGACGAUGAGGGGGAGGCGGACGGCGGCGGCGCAGGCGGGGAAGCGGAUGGUGAGGUGCGCCGCGCUGGCGCGGGCUGGGAAGGAGGCGCAAGGAGGCCGGGCGGAAGGAGGCCCGCGGGGGGAGUCAGGGGCAGCGGGAAUGACGCGGAGCAGAGGCUGUGGGAAGGCGGAGCGGUACAGAGUGCGGGAGAGGGGGGCGAAACAGUGGUGUUUGAGCGCACGAGCACUGCGCCGACGGGGGAGCUGCAUGAUGCGCGCCUGCGGAUGAUGGAGCGCGAGAGCCUCCGCGCAAUUUACCGCGCGGAAAGGGCGCGCAGGCGGAUGGAAGCCGGCUCCGGAGGGGCGUGCAGCAGCGAUUUUGGCCGAGGCGGAGGAGGGGGCUUGGGGAGCGACCGAGAGCGCGGGGGUGGAGGUAGGGCGGGCGCCGCCAGCCACCUGCGGUCGAAUUCGCUGGUGACGGCGGUAGAGGAUGAAGGCAGUGACGGGGGCGGGGGGGGAGCGGGGGGCAGCGCGGGGGUUGCAGGCGCGCAAAGGUCAGGGCAUCCCCACCCCGCAGUGGGCACUUCUCUUCCGCCCAGCGCGCGCAGGCCCGCGCCAUACCGCCACCAUGCGGAGGCCGCGCAUGGUCCCAGCGGUCCCCCACAGGGUUUCCGCGACCUCUCGUAUUCCGCGCAAUCUUCUGCCGCCGCCGCGGCUUCCGCUGCGGCUGCUGGAGCGGGGGCGAGUGGAAGGGGUCACCGCGUGUCGCUCUCUCUAGGGGAUAUGGAUCAUACGGGGGAGCGUGAGGGGACUGGCGCGGGCAGCGGGGGGCUGGGCGCGGACGUGGUUGGCGGGGACGGCGCUUCAUACAUAGGCCCCACUUGGCCGUGCCUCCCGGAAGUUUUGGCGAAUAGGGCCGCGCACGCGCACGCCCACGCGCACAUGCAUGCGCCGGCGCACCCGAACAAGAUCCCGCAGAGCUACAGCCAGGGCAGCACGGGGGGAAGCCCCGCGCGCGGACGCGCCAGCAGGGUCGGCGGCGGGCACGGGGAGAACAACAGCGGGGGGGAGAGCGGGGGGGAGGAGGCCGGGAGCAGCAGCAGCGGCAGCAGUAGGCGUGGGGGAGGCGCGGAGCGGGGCGAGUUGGGCGGCGCAUUUGCGAACAGGUUCGGCAGCAGCAGCAGCAGCGGCGGCAGCAGCGGAGUGUGGGCGGAGGGCGGCAGGGCGAGCCACAGUCGGGAGGCGGAGCUGGGGUGUGGCCCUGGAUCAAGAACCGUGGGAGGAGGAGGAGGAGGAGGAGGAGGAGGAGGAGGAGGAGGAGGAGGAGGAGGAGGAGAAGGGCGAGGAGGAGGAGGAGGAGGAGGUGGGGGAGGUGGGGGAGGUGGUGGGGGGGGGAGCGGUGGUGGCAGUGGAAGGAGCAGCGGUCAUGGUGGUUAUGGUCCUGGCGGAGGGGCUUUGACAGGCUCCGAUGCUGCUGCUGCAGGGGUGGCGGAAGGGAGCAAGAAGAAGGGAGGGCUGGCGGGCGGCAUGGCUCUUGGCGCGUCGAGGCUGCGUGAGUCAGCAGCGGCGCGCAUGUUUAGACGAUCGCCCUCGGUCACCUAACACGGCUCCUCAGGCAGAGCCCGUCAGGGACCCACUGGCUCUCGUCCUCCUGCUACGUUCAUCCUUCACUCGCGCAUUGCGCAGCUUCGGCUCCCUGAAUGUACGGGACCAUCCGGCGAAGCAGCAUUCUUUGUACUUGUAUCUGUGCCUUGCUCUUCCAGCCUGUGGCACGCACGGUUUGUGCUAGCAUACUCCAUGCAGAGAUUGACUGUCGCCGGAGCGGAGCGUGGAUGAGCAGUAGCAGCAUCAGGCGAGGGCAGGCAGGGGCGGCCGGGGGGGGGGGGGGGGCAGGGCGGGGUGAGGUGGGGUGGGGUGGGGCAGAGAUCCACUGAGUUGGGUUGGGUGCCAAGGAGGCAGACUACCAUGGAUGCGGCAGUUGGAGAGGGUGGUAUGUGGUGUUCCUUGGGGGAUUCGAGCUGGAUGCGCAUGAGAGAACCUGGUCGUUUUUAGACCCCUCCACCACACUGUCUCGCAUGCCUAGUCGCUGGUCUACAUGCAUGGCGGGUCCCCAGUCUCGGGCACCUAUCUGUUUCUCUCCAGUCUCUUGAGGCUCUUUCAGCUGUCACCUUGAAUUCCACAACUGGUGGUCGUGCAGAUUAUUGCUAGGGAUCUGGUUUCCCUGAUUUUAUUGCUACGGCGGUGGUCUUGUAAGGCUGCCCCAACAAUCGAUUAGGUCUGAUUUCCCUGACAAGAUCGAUCUAGGUUGCUAUGCUUUCUUGUGUGACGAAUAAUGGAUAUGAUAAUCA
Messenger RNA from Closterium sp. NIES-67, 4282 nucleotides. The record is from the annotation of a GenBank genome assembly. NCBI's taxonomy places the organism in Eukaryota, Viridiplantae, Streptophyta, Zygnematophyceae, Desmidiales, Closteriaceae.